Cuscuta europaea is the source of this 508-nucleotide messenger RNA. The record is from the annotation of a GenBank genome assembly. NCBI's taxonomy places the organism in Eukaryota, Viridiplantae, Streptophyta, Magnoliopsida, Solanales, Convolvulaceae.
CCCGUUCGGGAUUCCCUGCCCAGGGUGGAUGCCGUUCUACGCUCCCAGGCUGAGUCUCUGCGAAUGGGAGGGACCAGAAGUCUUCGCAGCUUUGUCACUGCCUCGAGCAUGUUAUCUGCUGGAAUUGGUGUGAUCUCUCCCAUACCCGUCCGGCGUUCUAUCUCCUCUGCUAAAGGGAAAGAGAAGAUGAUAGCCGAUCGUGAUUCGGCGGAGCAAACCCGCAAAAAGCGCAAAGGAAAUGAUGGCGAUCACCUGAUCCCGAUCGACCAUGUGGUUGACUUGACCGGGCCGGAGGUUGAGCCCAAAAGAUCAGUGCCUGCCAACAAACAAACUCCGGUUCUUACUGCCACACCGAUCGAUGAUCGGAUGUUUGUUGAGUUCUCAAAUAUGGGGCCCAGAUCGGAAGGGAGGUAUCUGUUCGGGUUGAUGCCAUCUUCUAUGUGGUGUCAUACUGCGAUCAAAGUUCCCCCGAGCUUCACUAACUUGACUCACUGGUCGGACCUUUUCG